UGUCCAACACUUCUAAAGGUUCAACCACAGAUUUCAAAAUUUUCCACCGCAGAAGUAGCUUUGGACAACGGCACUGCAGUUGGCAUCCGUCAUGCACCAUUACAGACUUUCACCGAAGAAGAGCUGAUAAUGAAAGAAACAGUUGCUAAGUUCGCUCAGGAACGAAUAGCUCCACUGGUUCGCAAAAUGGACGAAGAGUCGCGCAUGGAUGAAUCAGUUCUUGCGGGAUUGUUUGAACAAGGGUUGAUGGGAAUUGAGAUUGAAGAACAGUAUGGUGGACCAGAAUCAAGCUUCUUUUCCUCUAUCCUUGUCAUAGAAGAGUUGGCCAAAGUGGACCCAUCAGUUGCAGUUGUAUGCGACAUACAGAACACCCUCAUCAACACAUUAUUGAGGAAAUGUGGGACUGAGGAUCAAAAAAGAAUGUAUCUACCUCGACUAGCUACAGACAUGGUUGGCAGUUUCUGUCUGUCUGAAGUUGAGUCUGGAAGUGAUGCAUUCUCUUUGAAAACUGGUGCUGAAAAGCAUAAAGAUUAUUAUGUCCUGAAUGGCUCUAAAAUGUGGAUUAGUAACGCUGAUUAUGCUGGAAUAUUUCUUGUUAUGGCAAAUGCUAACUUCUCUGCUGGUUACAGAGGGAUCACAUGCUUCAUUGUAGACAAAGACACUGAAGGCCUGCAAGUGGGAAAAAAAGAAGAUAAACUUGGAAUUCGUGCAUCAUCUACUUGUGCAGUCAACUUUGAUAAUGUAAAGGUUCCGGAGAGUAAUAUUCUGGGACAGCAGGGACAAGGGUACAAAUAUGCCAUUGGAAUGCUAAAUGAAGGCAGGAUUGGGAUUGCCGCACAGAUGCUUGGGUUGGCACAGGGAUGCUUUGAUAGCACUAUUCCUUAUUUGAAGCAGCGAGUUCAAUUUGGAAAAAGAAUUUAUGAUUUCCAGGGUAUGCAACACCAGAUUUCUCAGAUUGCAACCCAGUUGGAAGCUGCACGGCUCCUUACUUACAAUGCUGCUCGACUGAAAGAAGCAGGGAAACCCUUUAUUAAAGAAGCCUCCAUGGCAAAAUACUUCACUUCUGAGUUUUAAAUAUGAGAAACAAAGAGAAUGUUGGAUCUCCAAAGCUGCUUCACGAUAUACCAAUCCGACUUUAUAACAUGGAGCUUGAAUAAUGUUGAGAAAAGUGGAGUGUGUGGUACUGGAAAAGCACAGCCUCAUUCCUGAUGAAGGAUUUAUACCCAAAACGUCGAUUCUCCUGCUCCUCAGAUGCUGCCUGACCUGCAGUGUUUUUCCAGCACCACACUCUCGACUCUGAUCUCCAGCAUCUGCAGUCCUCACUUUCUCCUAAUGUUGAGAUGAGGUUGGAUAACGUUUCUUUAGCUGAAGGUGAGAUGGGAAUAAAAUCACAAAGGACAUCAGAUUGUAACCAUGCUGCAGUGGUAAUUGAAAGGGCAGCAUCAAUAGAGAGCCUGACAUUAAGUGCUUGUGAAGCUUAAUGAGAGAAAAUAAGGUGUGGAAAAUAACAAUUUUACUAGGUAAGUGUGUGAAGAAUUACAUAUACCAUAUGUAUAAUCUGAAUUUUUCCAAAAGUGACAAGAGUUACUUCCCUAUUAAUAUUUACUUCUUAUAGGUGGCAGCCUUGACCACUUCCAAAUGUAUUGAGUGGAUGGGAGGAGUUGGCUUCACCAAAGACUAUCCUAUAGAAAAAUACUAUCGUGAUUGUAAAAUAG
Messenger RNA from Chiloscyllium plagiosum (whitespotted bambooshark), 1715 nucleotides. Lineage: Eukaryota; Metazoa; Chordata; Chondrichthyes; Orectolobiformes; Hemiscylliidae. The record is from RefSeq and is a predicted model, not a curated record.